GUCCAAACAUGAAAGAUGGCGUGCAUUAUCAGAUCAAACCAACCCCAGACCCUAUGACGCCAUAGCCGAUGGGACGGCGCCCCGCAUCUACUCCCGUGCCCCCCUCCCGCCGCUGCGGGGUGCCCCCGCUCCCGCCUUGCCGGGACCGAGGCCGGGAUGGCACGCUGGUGCCGUUCUCUUGCAGCCAUUUAUUCGAUUGGGAAUUCGAAUUCGACAUUUAAGCCACAUUCACGACAUCGGAGAUAACCUGGUACUACCUACAGUGAGCGCUUAUAAAACCCUCUUCAUCACCACCGAGACCACCCUCACAAACUCACAUAUACCUCAUAGCGUCCUACACCAAAAUGAACUCCAUCGAAGCCUCCCACGCCCCCGACGCCUCAGGCGCAACCCCCAAACAGCUCGACCACAUCCCCAACCUCAGGCUCAGCGACGGCAACGAAAUCCCCUUUCUCGGCUACGGCCUCGGCACCGCAAACUUCAAACGCGGCGACAAGUCCAAGUUCAACGAAGAUGUCGUCGCCGCCACCGUCACCGCCCUCAAGGCAGGGUACACCCACCUCGACGGCGCAGAAGCCUACAGCAACGAAAAAGAACUCGGCACCGCCAUCCAAACCUCCGGCAUCCCCCGCUCAACCCUCUUCAUCACGACCAAAACCUCGUGCCGCCAAGGCGAAACAAUCCAACAAGCCUUUGACCGCUCCCUCUCCAACCUUUCCCUCGAUUACGUAGACCUCUACCUGAUCCACUCCCCUUUCUUCGGCUCCCCUCUCUCCUCUCCUGAAGCCCUCCAGUCGGCUUGGGCAGAAAUGGAAGCGAUCAAAGACUCGGGCCGCGCCAAAUCAAUCGGCGUCUCCAACUUCCUCCCUCACCACCUGGAAUCAAUCCUCUCAACAGCCAAGCACCCCCCAGUGAUCAACCAGGUCGAAUACCACCCCUACCUCCAGCACGAAGAUGAUUUUGUCGAUUUCCACAGGAGGCAUAAUAUCGCCUUGGCGGCAUACGCCCCGCUGACGCCGAUCACUAAAGCCCGGGGCGGCCCGGUGGAUCAAGUCUAUGAACGACUGGCAAACAAAUACGGAGUGGGGGAGGGGGAGGUAGGGCUGAGGUGGGUGUUGGAUCAGGGGAUUGUCGCAUUGACAACGAGCAAAAGGGAGGAGAGACUGAAGGGGUGGUUGAGUAAGCUGCCGAAAUUCAAACUCACUCCCAGAGAGGUGAAAGAGAUAAGCGAGGCGGGGAAAGGGAGGCACUACAGGGGUUUUUGGAAUAAUAGGUUUGAGGAGGGCGAUAGGCGGUAGGGGGUGGUUGGGGAAAGAAAUUGUGUACAAAAGACCAUGUUCGUGAAAGAAUCAAUGGAAAAG
Molecule: messenger RNA, 1361 nt
Organism: Podospora pseudocomata
Lineage: Eukaryota; Fungi; Ascomycota; Sordariomycetes; Sordariales; Podosporaceae
Exons: 2
Coding region: 345-1298 (317 amino acids)
Molecular function (GO): oxidoreductase activity, acting on NAD(P)H as acceptor
Source: RefSeq, a predicted model, not a curated record